AUGACUACUUCCACCAAAAAGUCUUUGUCGGUGGUCAACUCUUUGGCUAAAAUAUUCGACCCUAAUGCUUUACAAAGCCAGAACUCUUUUACAGAAGAAGAAGCAGCCCAUUCCUCAGACAACAAUGUUAGCUCUCCUGAAUACGUGAGCUUGGGUCAGAAAAUAGACAAGAUAUUAACUGUGCAAGAUCGUGUUCUACAGAAGUUGGACUGUUUCUCUCAAGAAAUCUUCUGUGUGGAAAAGGAGAUUGAGGAGUUGAAGGGGAAAAGAAGAGGCUCUGGACCAUCCUUUAUAACAUCCGAAAACCCAAGCAGUUUCGACAUGAAGAUGUUGUGCAUGGAAAUUAACAACAAACUGGAAGAUAUGACCAAGAAUGCUGAGCAACAAGCGACUAAGUUAGAUGGGCUAGAACAGGUAGUCCUGGGAAUACAGCAACUUAUUUGUUCUUUGGUAGAGAAACUGAAGACUUCUAAACUCAGCAGUCUAAUACAUAGAAAUGAAGUUCCUAGUAAGCUCCUUAGAGUAGGUGGCUACUUGAGAAAAGAUAAAUCAAGCAAUCUUUUCAGGAUGCAGACAUUUUCAGACAAAAAGGACACUUUUUCCAGCAAACGAAAUGAAAAGGAGAAGUCACAUUUAACUACGAAGGGAUCAAAAUCAAUGAAAAAGAAGAAACCACCUGAUUCCUCAGAGGAAUCUGAUGAAAAGAUUCGCACAGAAAAGGUUCAUCAACUCAACAAGGAGAAUACAACCACCGUUUGUGGUCAAAGAAGUUCCUCUCUAUCUCAUAAUCAUGGAUCAACGCAGAAUGCAGGUGAAAUCAAUAGCAACAGUUGGAAAAGCACUCUUCAGAAGACAACAGAAAAAAGCCAGGGAAAAGCAAAUGCAACGGGUGAUGCUAGUAAAAAAAUGAGUAGCUGUGAUAUUAAGAGGGACUCACUCAGAUUUGUAAUGAAGCAAACGGAGCCUGAAGAAAAUCAAAAGAAAGCAGAAGAGGAGGCUGAAGGAAGAGAUUCUAACAGUGCUGAUGAGAGGAAAGUACCGGAAACCACAUCCUAUAGUGAAGAUACAGCAGAUCUUGAGGUCCCAUCAAAAGCCCAGGGUCAAUGUGUCAAGCAUAAAGAGAGUGAAAAGUCGUCAUCGUCGUCUCUGAAAGAUGAUCAGAAUGCCAGCAGUAAGCGCCGAGUGAUCGAUGAAGGGCUUACGAAAGAUGACAAUAAAAAGAGCAGGGUAGACCCAGCCGAUGGAAGUGGCGAACACAGUUCCGAAGAUUUGGCUAAGCUGCAUGACACAGAGCCAGCCACAUUAGAAAAUGUGGAAGAAUCUGAUACAGCAGCUGAUGAGAGUGAAAAUAACCAGGAGCCUUCCAUAGGAGGCGUUCAUGUUCUAAUUGAUGAUUACCCACCUCCUCCAGCCCCUUUUGAUCAUCGAAUCGUCUCAGCCAAAAGGGCAGGGAUCAGCAGCUUUUAUCAUGUGGACAAAGGAGACCUUUUGGGAGGUGGACGAUUUGGACAAGUGCAUAAAUGUGAAGAAAAAUCAACAGGUCUCACAUUAGCUGCCAAAAUUAUAAAAGUCAGAGGUAUGAAGGAAAAGGAUGAAGUAAAGAAUGAAAUCAAUGUUAUGAACCAGUUGAACCAUGUGAACCUCAUUCAGUUGUAUGAUGCGUUUGAAUCCAGAAAUGACAUUGUUCUCGUCAUGGAGUAUGUGGAGGGAGGAGAACUGUUUGAUCGAAUAAUUGAUGACACCUACAACUUGUCAGAAAUGGAUACCAUCUUGUUCAUAAAGCAGAUUUGUGAGGGGAUUCAGUACAUGCAUCAGAUGUAUAUUCUUCAUUUAGAUCUGAAGCCUGAAAAUAUCCUCUGUGUGAAUCGAGAGGCUAAUAAAAUAAAAAUUAUUGACUUUGGGCUGGCAAGGAGAUAUAAGCCAAGGGAGAAGCUUAAGGUCAACUUUGGCACCCCAGAAUUCCUCGCUCCUGAAGUGGUAAACUAUGACUUUGUCUCCUUUCCGACUGACAUGUGGAGCGUAGGCGUGAUUGCCUACAUGUUGCUCAGUGGAUUAUCUCCUUUUCUGGGGGACGACGAUAACGAGACACUGAACAACAUCUUGGCUUGUAGAUUUGACUUCGAAGAUGAAGAAUUUCAAAAGGUGUCAGAGGAAGCCAAAGACUUCAUCACUAAGCUUCUCAUCAAGGAAAAAGGCUGGAGGAUAAGCGCAACAGCAGCCUUAAAACAUCCUUGGCUAUGUGACCAAAGCCUCCAUUGCAAACUCCUAGCUAAGAAGAAAGCUAAAGGUGCCUCUGGAUCUCAAGAACCUGUGACCCCAUAACCUCUCUGAAAAAUCAGAGAAAAGACGUCGUGCGGUGGCUGCUGCUGUGGUGUUUGGGAAUGAAAAACCAGCAGCUCUGGUUCUUUGACCACCCUCUGCAUGGUGACUUGGGGGUUUUGCAUAAUGGACCAACACCUCUUUGGCUGCAGGACUCCGUUCUGGCAGUAUCGGGCUGCUU
Heteronotia binoei (common prickly gecko) is the source of this 2500-nucleotide messenger RNA. It is a transcript of the gene MYLK4, whose product is annotated as myosin light chain kinase family member 4. Lineage: Eukaryota; Metazoa; Chordata; Lepidosauria; Squamata; Gekkonidae. The coding region runs from base 1 to 2322 and encodes 773 amino acids. Gene Ontology annotation, molecular function: protein serine/threonine kinase activity; ATP binding. Gene Ontology annotation, biological process: intracellular signal transduction; positive regulation of apoptotic process; protein phosphorylation. The transcript has 14 exons. Gene Ontology annotation, cellular component: nucleus; cytoplasm. The record is from RefSeq and is a predicted model, not a curated record.